Molecule: messenger RNA, 2173 nt
Organism: Trichosurus vulpecula (common brushtail)
Lineage: Eukaryota; Metazoa; Chordata; Mammalia; Diprotodontia; Phalangeridae
Gene: SLC35B3
Product: solute carrier family 35 member B3
Exons: 10
Coding region: 206-1315 (369 amino acids)
Biological process (GO): transmembrane transport
Cellular component (GO): endoplasmic reticulum membrane; Golgi membrane
Molecular function (GO): 3'-phosphoadenosine 5'-phosphosulfate transmembrane transporter activity
Source: RefSeq, a predicted model, not a curated record
GUCAUUUUCAGCAGCUAAGUGAGCGGAGGCCGGCUCGCUGCCGCUACCUCGGCGGCCGCCUCCGCCGCGCCUCGUCCCUCACCCCGGCGGGGAGAGCGAGCAAACACAGCGCGUCAGCUCCGAGGACUUUGGUCAACCUUCCAAGGAAGACCUCGACGAUAAGGAAGGUAGCUCUGUAAGCACUGAAUGCAUCGAACCAAGAACAAUGGAUCUGAAAUUCGACAACUCCAGGAAAUAUAUUUCUAUCAGUGUCUCUUCCAAAGCCCAAGCUAUGUCGCCACACAUCAAGUCAAUAGAUGACAUUGUAGUACUUGGCAUAAAUCUCAGCAAAUUUAACAAACCCACUCAAUUUUUCAUAUGUGUUACAGGAGUUUUUGUAUUUUACCUAAUCUAUGGAUAUUUGCAGGAGCUGAUAUUUUCAGUGGAGGGUUUUAAGCCCUUUGGCUGGUACCUUACUUUAGUUCAAUUUGGGUUUUACUCCAUAUUUGGACUAAUAGAACUUCAGCUUAUUCAGGACAAAAGAAGAAGGAUACCAGGAAAAACCUAUACGAUAAUAGCUUUUCUAACCGUGGGUACUAUGGGUUUGUCAAACACUUCCCUAGGCUACCUGAAUUACCCCACCCAAGUCAUCUUCAAAUGCUGCAAAUUGAUUCCGGUUAUGCUAGGAGGAGUUUUUAUUCAAGGAAAGCGUUACAAUAUUGCAGAUGUGUCUGCUGCAUUGUGUAUGAGUCUUGGCCUAAUAUGGUUUACUCUAGCUGACAGCACAGUUGCACCAAAUUUCAACUUGACAGGUGUGGUCCUUAUCUCCCUGGCCCUCUGUGCAGAUGCUGUUAUAGGAAAUGUACAGGAAAAAGCUAUGAAGAUGCACAAUGCUUCAAAUUCAGAAAUGGUUUUGUAUUCCUAUUCGAUAGGUUUUGUGUACAUUUUAUUGGGAUUGACAUGCACUACUGGAUUAAGCCCUGCAGUAGCAUUUUGUUCAAAGCAUCCAGUACAGACGUAUGGUUACGCAUUCCUUUUCUCCCUUACUGGGUACUUUGGAAUCUCCUUUGUUCUGGCUUUGAUUAAAAUUUUUGGUGCACUUCUUGCUGUAACAGUAACAACAGGAAGAAAAGCAAUGACCAUUGUGCUUUCCUUUAUAUUCUUUGCUAAGCCAUUCACAUUUCAGUAUGUGUGGUCUGGUUUAUUAGUUGUGCUCGGUAUAUUUCUAAAUGUUUACAGCAAAAAUAUGGACAAAAUCAAGCUCCCAUCACUGUAUAGUCUGUUAAAUAAAAAAUUGGAAGACAAAAAGACAAGGACGUUGGCACAAACAGUAUAGGCAGUAAUUUACCCUGUCUGAAAUGGAACUUUUUUGAGGGAACAAUUUCCAAUUCACUUUCCAAAGGGAUCUUUAUAAAAACCAAAGGAGUAGGAGUCAAGCUGUGCAUUGUGGCUUAAAUAUGAACAUUUUUAUAUGAUAUCAACCUUCUCUUCAGAGCACUUGAAUUCACUUUACUUUUGAAACAUUCAACAAAGCCGGUGUGUAGCACAUUAUGAGAAUAAAAUAUCAAAAUGAAGGACCAAAGUACUUGGCAGCUUAUUGAGAAUUUCUACUGGAAAUGUGACAUUGCAAGACCAAGACUAAUUUGGAUAUCAUAUUUAUGUCAUACCUAAAAUACUAUUGAUAUGGAAUUUGUAGGUUGUCCUGUCUUUCUUGUUUGGUUUGAGUUAUUAAAAAUGAUUUUUUUUCUAUUAUUAUGAUACUGGUGACCAAAUUUAUACUUUAAAGUCUUAGGAGAAUGAUUAUUUUAAAUAAAAAUAUAUUUAAUGAUUUGUAAUGUCUUGAUAUAACUAUAUAUUAAAGUUGAAAAUGGAAAUCAGAUUGUCUUUAAUGAAACAAAAAAUUGGUGGAUUUUUCUCUCACUUGUAAUUUAAAAAUCUAUUUUCUAAUGACAGCAUGCCUUUUAAUUACUCUGUGAAAUGUGCCUAGGAUAUCCAUAGGAGUCACCUUUAUGCAACAGUUAAAUGCGUAUCAAUUGUUUCUGCCUACUAGGAUGGUUCUGAAAAAUUAAAUUAUCCCAGAAGGACUCAUUCACUUAACUAAGUUAGAAAAAGUUUGUCUCAAAAUGGUUAUAGUUUACUUUUAUCACAAAAUGUGAGUCAGCUUUGAAACAAUAAAAGAUAUGGUGAAGUUAAA